UCGAAAUCCUAACACGUGGCAGUCGAAUCGAUCAUGUUAAGUUCUGAAGCGAAUUCCUUAUAAGAUGCUCCGUGUUUUGUAAAUAAUACCAAGAGGUCGAUGAACCCUUACCACGUUGCCGGAUCUUGCCUUUCUAUCUGCCAUUUCUUCCGUCGUAACGAAAUUUACGACAAAUCAUGAGAGAAACAAAGUGCAUUUGGCAUUUACCUCGUCCAGCUGUGGGGCAGAUCAGCGUUAAACUCACUCUAAAUGGAUGUUAGAAGUGUGUUAUGGCAAGGCAGCGAUGGUGAAAGGGACUGAGCGUACAUGAGCAUGACACACGGGAGUCGUACUUACCUGGUGCGUAGCAUAUACAAUGUGCUUUCUACAUAUUGGCCAUUCAGGCUAUUUUCAUCCUGGACGUUACAUUCUGUCAGAAGUUCAGCGUUCGCAGUCGGAAAUUUUAUCGGGGCAUUUUCUACUUGUGAUGACGGCCACAACAGCGAGAAAUAGGACGAGACAUCACACCCAUCACAUGUGAAUAUCUUUCUGUCUGCUGUUUUCAUACUGCCCUCUGAAGCAGCGCCAUGAACAACGGAUGUGUAGCCGUGCCGAUACUUUCAGAGCGAGGACUGCGGCCAGCGACCAUAAUGGAGGCCAGCACCGCCGACCACCUGCUGAUCAAGAGUGUGGACGACAUCACUGAGUCCUGGGUGAGGGAGUUGCUCUUACACAGGUGCGACUUGCCAGAUCCGAAGCCUCCUAUGCAGUUGAAGAGCUGGGUGAAAGGCAAGUGCCCCUCCGGUGACCCUCUCGCGGGCUUCUCGAGCACGAGGGCGACGGUCCAAGUGGCAUACGAGGUCGAGGGCGAAGGUGGAACACUCAGAAAGGAAACCUUCGUGGUGAAGCUCAUCCCCACACUUGGCUUUAUGUCGGAGCUGCUGAUCUCACCCCUCGCAGAUCCGAAGCCUCCUAUGCAGUUGAAGAGCUGGGUGAAAGGCAAGUGCCCCUCCGGUGACCCUCUCGCGGGCUUCUCGAGCACGAGGGCGACGGUCCAAGUGGCAUACGAGGUCGAGGGCGAAGGUGGAACACUCAGAAAGGAAACCUUCGUGGUGAAGCUCAUCCCCACACUUGGCUUUAUGUCAUCCAUAUUCCGCCUUCCUGCUUCUGUCAUUAAAACGUUUAUUGUACAUGGAGUGCGUACCCAGAAGGAAAUGUAA
This is a messenger RNA of Penaeus indicus, 1199 nucleotides long. RefSeq lists its product as uncharacterized. The transcript has 9 exons. Lineage: Eukaryota; Metazoa; Arthropoda; Malacostraca; Decapoda; Penaeidae. The record is from RefSeq and is a predicted model, not a curated record. Bases 567 to 1199 code for a protein of 210 amino acids.